UCAAUACUAUCGACAAUAUCAUUGUUAUUAUUAUUAUUAUUAUCAUUAUUAUGUUGUAAUGUUUAGAGAUGGUUAAUAUGCUUAGGUAAUUCAAAUUUGGAAUUUUAAUGCUGUUUUAUUUUACAUUUGAUGCGCUUUUGUUUUUUCAGUCGCUAGGGAACGGAUUUUGGUUAGAGCCUUGAGCAUUGACAACUAUUAAACAUUAAAAGGGACAAAUAGGAGGAGUAGUUUAAACUGUUAAAUAAUAACAGGUGGAUGAAAUAAUAAGUGGAGCGGUGGAUCGAUUUGGAAAUUAGCUGAUCAUAUAGUGAAAGACAUUGGCUUUGACGUUUUUAUUAUUUAUUAUUUACAAAGAUGGAAAUUACCCUUGGGGUUGUCUGCUUGCUUGUAUUUUCCGUUCAAGCCCAAAAUUUAACUAAAAAUGUCUUAUGGGUCGUCCUUGAUUCUGAUGAAAUUGACAAAUUUGAUAAUGAGUCGUUUUCUGUUAAAGGAUUUUAUGAAAAUUGCGAAAAUUGCACCUGCGAUAAAUUUUUCAGGGACAAUGUCAAUGAUUUGCUUAAUUGGGCGGAACUUAAGAAGAUUAAUAUUGGCACGGUGUCGAAAGGAUACUUUCAGCAAGCGGGAAUUAAAAGUAACAGUAGGAUUAUCAGAGGCGAUGAACUCGAGAACGGACUUUGGGAUAUGAUUGACUUUUUUAUGAAGAAAUUUCUUUCCUUUGAUAGAGUGAACUCUGGUGAUGAUGUCAGAGGAAAGAAGGAUAUUUUUAUUAAGACUUUACGUGAUUUAGAGGCACUAAACCGAAGAUUUUUAAUGAUUGCUGUUAUGACGGAUUUAACCGAGUUGAAUAAAUUACUGGAACAAGUGAAGGACGAAACAAUAAUAAUAACCGGAGCAUGCAAAACAAAGAGCCCGUAUUUCUCAACAGAAAAUCAAAAGUUAUUCGAAAGUAUAAAGUUCAUUUACGAAAUUCCUCAUGUGGUUAGAUCAAUUUUAGAUAAUUGUACCGGACUUUGUAAUAAUACACUCUCAAGAGUUAAAAAACGCGUCAUACGCUCUAAUGACGACGAGAUUAUACAAUACGAUAAACUCGAUGAAGAACCUGAAGUGCAACCCGAAGAAGUCCCUGAAGAAGGCCCUGAAGAGGAAAAUCGUGAGCCUCGAAAUUCGUCAUCGAAUAUGACGAAAAAUUUGAUCAUAAUAAUCGAGUUUAUUUUGUCAAUAACUCUUGCGGUCAUUUAAACUUUAAAAUUGAAAUAAAAAAUUGUUCGGCUUUAAUGCUGGACUAUUACACAUUAA
Messenger RNA from Cotesia glomerata, 1296 nucleotides. RefSeq lists its product as uncharacterized. The transcript is spliced from 6 exons. The record is from RefSeq and is a predicted model, not a curated record. NCBI's taxonomy places the organism in Eukaryota, Metazoa, Arthropoda, Insecta, Hymenoptera, Braconidae. Bases 355 to 1239 code for a protein of 294 amino acids.